UCAACUUACCAAAUCGAUGUCAAAAUAACAGCGAGUGCUCCGCCCCUUGCUCCGCCGCAUAUUGCAAUCAUGCUUCGCUUGUUCACUCCAUUUGAUAGUGUCGCCUCACGGCGUUCACCGUUGCAUCUCUCUUGUUCCGAUCCAAUCGCCGCCCCCUUCCCUAAGCGAGCGGCAGCGAGAGCGACGGCGGUCGUCGCCAUGAGCAGCGGCAAGGUCGUGUGCGUCACCGGAGCGUCCGGUUACAUUGCUUCCUGGCUUGUCAAGUUCCUUCUGCAGCGUGGAUACACCGUACGCGCCACCGUCCGCGACCCUGCUGAUACUAAGAAGACUGAACAUUUGCGUUCUUUGGAUGGGGCGACUGAGAGGCUUCAUUUAUUUCAAGCCAACUUGCUCGAGGAGGGCUCCUUUGAUGCUGGAACUGAAGGUUGCGAUGGUGUUUUUCACACUGCAUCUCCUUAUUAUCAUGGAAUCACUGAUCCACAGGCUGAGUUAAUUGAUCCAGCAUUGAAAGGGACACUCAACGUAUUGGCUUCUUGCAAGAAGUUUUCUAUUGAAAGGGUAGUUGUGACAUCAUCAAUGGCUGCUGUUGCAUACAAUGGUAAACCACGAACUCCUGAUGUGGUAGUCAAUGAGAGAUGGUUUUCAAGUCCUGGGUUUUGUGAACAGGAGAAGCUAUGGUAUGUUCUCUCAAAAACCUUGGCCGAGGAUGCUGCUUGGAAGUUUGCUAAGGAGAAUGCCAUGGAUAUUGUCACAAUAAAUCCUGCAAUGGUUAUAGGCCCUCUUCUCCAACCAACACUGAACACAAGCUGCGCAGCAAUCCUUAACCUGAUAAAUGGUUCGCCUACAUAUUGGAAUUCCUCGAUUGGGUGGGUAAAUGUUAAAGAUGUAGCCAUGGCACACAUUCUGGCAUUUGAAAUUCCCACAGCCUCUGGAAGAUAUUGUCUAGUUGAAAGAGUUGCUCACUAUUCAGAGGUUGUAAAGACUAUACGCAAACUUUAUCCUUCCCUUCAGCUACCUGAAAAGUGUGCUGAUGAUAAACCCUUUGUGCCAGUCUACCAAGUCUCCAAGGGUAAGUAUAGAAGUUUAGGACUUGACUACAUUCCUAUCGAAACAAGUAUUAAGGAAACCAUUGAGAGCUUGAAGGAGAAAAACUUCGUCAAGUUCUGAAGUUCUUCAACAGGCAAAAUGAAUUGCACUUCCAAGUUGGUGGGAAAACGUAACUGGACUUCAUCUUCUUCAAAGACAGACAGAAUAAAUCACUAUUAAAAAUAAUGGGAAAUGGAGAAUUUUGUGGCGUAGAUAAAAAAAGCCUUUUAAAUUAUUAUUCUUGUAAUGCUUAUUCAGCAAGCUUUUACUUUAUUUCUUUCCUAGAACACAAAGUAUAUGCAUUCCAAUAGUUUUGUAGUGUGCUUGGGGCUGUAACUUCUCUCUUAUAUAGGAUUAAGUCUAUCCUAUUUUGUCGGUGUCACACAGACAAUGACCAACAAUGUAUCUCAGACAGUUCAGUAAAUGCAAGUAAAGACAGCUUCUCUACAAUAGUGUGAUGAGCAUCUGAUGGAGCUGCCAAUCUCUCUUGCAACAUACAGCUUUCGAUCCCUCCGCAAUGGUAAUAUCUUCUUCUCUAAAGCUGGGUUUCGGAAUUUUCUCCCAUUUGUGUUGACACUUACUUUGAGUUGGAUUCUUGCGAACUACAAUUUUCGUAAUUUUCGUAAUUGUAUCAAUGCAUGUCGAUGCAUUUUAUAUGUUGGCACUCUUAUAGCUGUUUUGGUUGUGUUAUAAUCUUUAUUGAUAGAGAUUGUUGACAGUGUAAUAUGUUUAUGGCCAUUAAAGAUUUUUUUCCCUUUA
Molecule: messenger RNA, 1845 nt
Organism: Zingiber officinale
Lineage: Eukaryota; Viridiplantae; Streptophyta; Magnoliopsida; Zingiberales; Zingiberaceae
Product: phenylacetaldehyde reductase-like
Exons: 6
Coding region: 70-1167 (365 amino acids)
Molecular function (GO): oxidoreductase activity, acting on the CH-OH group of donors, NAD or NADP as acceptor
Source: RefSeq, a predicted model, not a curated record